GUGACAGCUUCGCGGGCUCCGACAGUCGCGAACGGGUUCCGGCCCAGCGUCCGGGAGACGCCGAGCGCUGGAGUUGGAGGGCAUCAGGUCUUUGAAUUCAAGUGCAGUCGCCAUACCUGACUGACCCCGGCGGGACUUGGGCAUGAUCUGGUCUAGGCAGGACGAUGGAAUUGUGACCUGUUAAGUAUAAGGCCUCUGGCAUCCCCAAGCACCAUGAAUGCCAUCGUCGCUCUGUGCCACUUCUGCGAGCUCCAUGGCCCCCGCACUCUCUUCUGCACGGAAGUUCUGCAUGCUCCCCUGCCCCAGGGUGCUGAAGGUGGGGACAGCCCUGGGCAGGCUGAGCAGGCUGAGGAAGAGGAGGGUGGCAUCCAGAUGAGCAGCCGGGUCCGUGCCCACAGCCCAGCUGACGGUGCCAGCACUGAGUCCAGCAGCCCGGGGCCCAAGAAAUCGGACAUGUGUGAGGGCUGCCGAUCUCUUGCCGUGGGGCACCCAGGCUAUAUCAGUCACGACAAGGAGACCUCUAUCAAGUACGUCAGCCACCAGCACCCCAACCACCCGCAGCUCUUCAGCAUCGUCCGCCAGGCCUGUGUCCGGAGCCUGAGCUGUGAGGUAUGCCCUGGUCGUGAAGGCCCCAUCUUCUUUGGUGAUGAACAGCACGGCUUUGUGUUCAGCCACACUUUCUUCAUCAAAGACAGCCUGGCCCGAGGCUUCCAGCGCUGGUACAGCAUCAUCGCCAUCAUGAUGGAUCGAAUCUACCUCAUCAACUCCUGGCCCUUCCUACUGGGCAAGAUCCGUGGCAUCAUCAGUGAACUCCAGGGCAAGGCCCUCAAGGUGUUUGAGGCAGAGCAGUUUGGGUGUCCGCAGCGUGCGCAGAGGAUGAACACCGCCUUCACCCCCUUCCUGCACCAGAGGAACGGCAACGCCGCCCGCUCUCUGACCUCCCUGACCAGUGAUGACAACUUGUGGGCUUGCCUGCACACCUCCUUUGCCUGGCUCCUGAAGGCAUGUGGUAGCCGACUGACCGAAAAGCUCUUGGAGGGCGCACCCACGGAGGACACCCUGGUCCAGAUGGAGAAGCUUGCUGACUUAGAGGAAGAGUCUGAAAGUUGGGACAAUUCUGAGGCUGAAGAGGAGGAGAAAGCCUCUGUGAUGGCCGACGGUGCUGAAGGGCAAGAGCGGACCGGUUGCCCCACAGAACCGUCUUUUCUGUCAGCCUGUGGGAGCUGGCAGCCCCCCAAGCUUUCCGUCUUCAAGUCCCUCCGACACAUGAGACAGGUCUUGGGUGCCCCAUCUUUCCGCAUGUUGGCCUGGCAUGUCCUCAUGGGAAACCAGGUGAUCUGGAAAAGCAGAGACGUGAACCUCGUCCACUCAGCAUUUGAAGUCCUCCGGACCAUGCUGCCCGUCGGCUGUGUCCGAAUCAUCCCGUAUAGCAGCCAGUAUGAGGAAGCCUACCGCUGCAACUUCCUAGGGCUCAGCCCUGCCGUGCCUAUCCCUGCCCACGUGCUGGCCUCAGAGUUUGUGGUUGUGGUGGAGGUGCACGCUGCCACGCGCUCAGGCCUCCACUCGUCCGGGUGCGAGGAUGACCAGUCCCUCAGCAAGUACGAGUUCAUGGUGAGCAGCGGGAGCCCAGUGGCUUCGGACAGAGUUGGGCCCACCAUCCUGAAUAAGAUCGAAGCGGCUCUGACCAACCAGAACCUGUCUGUGGAUGUGGUGGAACAGUGCCUCAUCUGUCUCAAGGAGGAGUGGAUGAACAAAGUGAAAGUCCUGUUUAAGUUCACCAAGGUGGACAGUCGCCCCAAGGAGGACACACAGAAGCUCCUGAGCGUCCUAGGUGCGUCAGAGGAGGACAAUGUCAAGCUGCUGAAAUUCUGGAUGACGGGCCUGAGCAAAACCUACAAGUCACACCUCAUGUCGACAGUCCGCAGCCCCACGGCCUCAGAGUCAAGGAACUGACCCAGAGAACCCCGGCUCCGUGGGAGACUGCCUUUCGGUUUCUGACUGCUGGAGUAAAGCCCCAUGUGAGGAGUGAAGACUUCUGGGCCUCCUUUGAAGCUCUGUCAUCCCAUAGCUUUUGAAACAUAGGGGACAAAGGGACAGUGGUCCCUCUGCGUCAUACUGCCCUGUCGGGAACUGGCAGAUGUGCUCUCUGUCUCUCAAGGACAAAGGCUGGGAACUGAUAGGAGUCAGAGCAGCCUGCCUGGGAGAUCUUACCGCUGCAGUGUGUCCUCAGGGCGUUAGGACAAACCUUCCCACAAACCUUCCCACCAUAAGAGACCACAAACAUCCUGGAUCGUUUGUCUUUGGGUUCAGGAACUCUCAGGUCACCUGCAUACCAUGGCCUCUGGUCAGCUCUUCCGCUUAUGGCUACAUCAAAACCAUGGCUGCAUUUUUUUUUUUUUUUAACUUUUAGUUUCUGAGUCAGGGUCUUAUUCUGUCUCCUAGCCUGGUUUAGAACUCACAGUGUGGCCUAUGCCAGUUCCAGACUUGUAGCAAUCCUCCUGCCUCAGCUUCCCAAGUGCUGGGAUUACAGAACUGAGCCAUCGUAACUCUACAUUGCUUUCUUCUUCCCCUGCUGCUGGUGCAGCAUUAACCAGUGACUGUAGAUUACGACAGAUCGGUCCCCACCAUUGUGGUUUUAAUAAGGACGCGGCUUGGAGGGAUUUCCCGAAAGCUUUCCCAGUUUGUUUUUAUAUUUUUGGUGUUUUUGUUUAUAUCUAACAUGAAGACUUAAGCUUAUGUGUCUUGGUCUCUGUACAGUUGCAAAAACAAUGAAACACAAUAAAUCUGUAUUUUUGUAA
Psammomys obesus (fat sand rat) is the source of this 2798-nucleotide messenger RNA. RefSeq names its product folliculin (gene Flcn). Gene Ontology annotation, molecular function: GTPase activator activity. The record is from RefSeq and is a predicted model, not a curated record. The transcript is spliced from 13 exons. NCBI's taxonomy places the organism in Eukaryota, Metazoa, Chordata, Mammalia, Rodentia, Muridae. Gene Ontology annotation, biological process: positive regulation of TORC1 signaling; positive regulation of GTPase activity; negative regulation of transcription by RNA polymerase II. Bases 214 to 1953 code for a protein of 579 amino acids. Gene Ontology annotation, cellular component: cytosol.